UUCCUUGGGGAGCCCCGGGGGGCAGGGUUCCUGCCAGAGGACAGCAGGAGGGGUGCCCCGGCCCAGAGAGUUGCCACGGGGGAGGCGCGCAGUGUGUUUUGGGGGGCCCGGGGUGUGCCGAGGCAGGGGGUGGGGAAUGGCUGGCAGAAGCCGCCGCUCCUGGCUCAGCGUGUUGCUCGGUCUGAUCCUGGGCUUCAUCCUGGCUUCUCGGCUCAUCCUUCCUCGAGCCUCGGAGCUGAAGAAAGCGGGACACCGGCGCAAGGCCAGCCUGGAGGGGUGCCGGUUGAAAGCGGGCGGGGCGCUGCUGCUGCACCGAGAUUCCCGCGGGGGCUUGCUCUGGCACCAGGACCCUGCUGAGAAUCGCGGCGAGAUCCCCGCGGCCAAGAACUUCCUCUUCGUGGGAGUCAUGACUGCUCAGAAAUACCUCCAGAAUCGGGCUGUGGCAGCCUACAGAACAUGGUCCAGCACAAUCCCUGGCAAGGUUGAGUUCUUCUCUAGCGAGGGUUCGGAUACCUCUCUUCCAAUCCCUGUAGUGGCACUACCUGGUGUAGAUGACUCUUACCCACCUCAGAAGAAAUCUUUCAUGAUGCUUAAGUACAUGCACGACCACUACUUGGACAAGUAUGAGUGGUUCAUGCGAGCUGAUGAUGAUGUUUACGUCAAAGGAGACAAGCUAGAGAACUUUCUUCGGAGUUUGAAUAGCAGCGAGCCCCUCUUCCUUGGGCAGACGGGGCUGGGUACCACUGAAGAGAUGGGGAAAUUGGCCCUGGAACCCGGAGAGAAUUUCUGCAUGGGAGGUCCAGGUGUGAUAAUGAGCCGAGAAGUGCUGCGGCGGAUGGUCCCUCACAUUGGGGAGUGUCUUCGAGAGAUGUAUACUACCCAUGAGGAUGUGGAAAUUGGGAGAUGCGUACGAAGAUUCGCAGGAGUGCAGUGUGUCUGGUCUUAUGAGAUGCAGCAGCUGUUUUAUGAAAAUUAUGAACAGAACAAAAAAGGUUACAUCAAAGACCUCCGUAAUAGCAAAAUUCACCGAGCAAUCACCUUGCACCCGAACAAGAGCCCCCCUUACCAAUACAGGCUCCACAGCUACAUGUUGAGCCGUAAAAUAGCAGAGCUACGUUAUCGGACCAUCCAACUGCACCGAGAAAUUGUCCUCAUGAGCAAAUACAGCAAUACUGAAGUCUACAAGGAUGAUCUUCAGCUGGGCAUUGCACCUUCUUUCAUGCGGUUUCAGCCCCACCAGCGUGAGGAAGUUUUGGAGUGGGAAUUCCUCACAGGGAAGUAUCUUUAUUCUGCUGCAGAUGGACAGCCACCUCGUCGCGGCAUGGACUCCUCUCAGCGUGAGGCAUUGGACGACAUUGUCAUGCAAGUUAUGGAAAUGAUCAACGCAAAUGCCAAGACCAGAGGACGGAUCAUUGACUUCAAGGAGAUACAAUACGGCUAUCGCAGGGUCAAUCCAAUGUACGGGGCAGAGUAUGUUCUUGACUUACUACUUUUGUACAAGAAGCACAAGGGAAAGAAAAUGACUGUUCCUGUCCGAAGGCAUGCAUACUUGCAGCAGACCUUUAGCAAAGUCCAGUUUAUGGAGGAUGAAGAGAUGGAUGCCAAAGAGUUGGCCAAUAAAAUCAACCAGGAUUCAGGGUCCUUGUCCUUCCUCUCCAAUUCCCUGAAGAUGUUUGUUCCAUUCCAGCUAAGUAAGUCAAAAGCCGAGAAGAAGGAACCCAAAGAUGAAAAGAUCAAUAUCUUGAUUCCCCUCUCCGGACGCUUUGAUAUGUUUGCACGCUUUAUGGUGAACUUUGAAAAGACCUGCCUCAUUCCGAAUCAGAAUGUCAGAUUGGUCGUCCUGCUUUUCAACUCAGACUCCAACCCUGACAAGGCAAGGCAGGUUGAACUCAUGAGAGAUUAUCGCCUGAAAUACCCUAAGGCAGACAUGCAGAUCUUGCCAGUAUCUGGUGAAUUCUCCCGUGCUCUUGCCUUAGAAGUUGGAUCCUCUCAGUUUAACAAUGAAUCUUUGCUCUUCUUCUGUGAUGUUGACUUGGUGUUUACAGCUGAGUUUCUCCAGCGGUGUAGAGCCAACACAGUACUGGGGCAACAGAUAUAUUUUCCAAUUAUCUUUAGCCAAUACGAUCCAAAGAUUGUCUAUAGUGGGAAAGUUUCGAGUGAUAAUCAUUUUGCCUUCACUCAGAAAACUGGCUUCUGGAGGAACUAUGGCUUUGGGAUUGCCUGUAUUUACAAAGGUGAUCUCAUUCAAGCAGGUGGUUUUGAUGUUUCUAUCCAGGGCUGGGGUCUCGAGGAUGUGGACUUGUUCAACAAAGUUAUUCAGGCUGGCCUAAAGACUUUCCGAAGCCAAGAGAUUGGAGUAGUCCAUGUACAUCACCCUGUCUUCUGUGACCCUAAUCUUGAUCCAAAACAGUAUAAAAUGUGUUUGGGGUCUAAAGCAUCAACUUAUGGGUCUACGCAGCAGUUGGCUGAACUUUGGCUUCAAAAGAAUGAACCGAAUUUUGGCAAGACCAGCAUUGCUAAUGGUUCCUUGAGGACAGCUUAAUAUCCAGCUAUGCUGGAAAAAAAUCCUACCUGUUGCAUUUUUUAAAAAAGAAUUGCCCUAAUUUAUUUUUUGUUUGGGAAAACAUUUUGAUAGUUGAUUUUUUUAAAAAGACCGCACAAGGGUAUAUUUUAGAGACCAUCGUUUUCUUACAAGGACCUUUUGGGCUUUUUUUCUGAACAAAACUGUGAUCAAUUCUUGCCUUUCUGAACAAGCAUCAGUGGCUGAGUAUUGUGACUUCCCUGGUUCUGACAACUUGAAAUAUUUUUUCCCCUGAUAGUCAAACUUUUUAAAAAGAAAACUGAAAACUUCCCUAUUGCACACCCAAUCCCACUGUUCGUUUGGUUACUUGGGUUCUUCCAGCAGCACUCGAAUGCAAAUGAUUCACUUAACCCCCCACCCCCUGGGAUCAGAACAGAAAUAAUGGAUUCUUCCAUGAAUUUUUUGAAGUAUUAAAACAAAGGGAGAAAAGUGGCAGUGUUGGCGAAUUUACUCACAAGAAUCUUCCAUAUCUCAUCUUUAAAAUGUGCUGUUUUUUGCUCAUUGUAUUUUGAGCAACCAGAAAAAGAAGAGGGAAUUGAGCACAACCUUAAUAAUGUGUACCUUUGUUUAAAAAAAGAAAGAAAAAGAAAAAAAGAAGAAAAACACUUCCUUUCUCAGUCCAUAUGUGGAUCUGAAGUUAAAAAUUCCAUAGCAGGUUCUGAGAUUUUCCUAAUCUAAUGUCUUAUGUAGAUGCCUUGAUGACAAAGAGCAAUGCUUUAGUUAAAAGGAAAAAUGGCUUCUGUUUGCCAUAAAAAGCAACAAACUUAAAUCUGAGACACUCCAAAUUGAAUGUGUUGGGAAAAUAUUUAUCUCCCCCACCCCCACUCCAACCAGUUACAGUAUUCCGAUUGGGAACAAUUUACUAUGUUUCCUUUGCUUAACUAGUUUGUUUCUGCUUUCUGUAUUGGGUAGCCUUUUAAUUUAUUUAAUAUCCUUUUUUUAGUUUACUGUCCUUUUAUUUUAAUAACUGCUAGUUGAUAAUAUUUAUGUAUCUUAGGAAUGUAUUGCAUCUUCUAUUGUAAGUUAAAGAUCGCUUACAUUUUCUUACUUUGCAGUAAACCCAUCUCUAAAGAUUUUUCUAAAGUGUUCUUUUUUCCCAAAAUUAAUGCUAUAUAUACAUAUAUAUAUUAAAAAUAAUAAUAGAAACUCUGGAUAUAGUUUCUGAUGCCCCAAACUUCAGCUUUCAGGAAGGAAAUAGAAAUGGUGGGGAAAACCUUUGUCUGAGCACAGAGCAAAAGCUUGAAAAUAUGUGCAUGCACAUUCCCUGUGGCAAAAUAAAAUGUCUUUGAAUAAAAAAUAAGCUUUUUUGCAUUGAACUUUACAAUGGUACCAGAACUUGUGUUUGAAGCACAAUCCUAUACCGGCACCUAAUCAUUUGUAACCAUCUUUAUUUCCCCCAGAAGAAAAAUAAAUUGAGUGACCAACGUGUGCCUUUUCA
Messenger RNA from Varanus komodoensis (Komodo dragon), 4019 nucleotides. RefSeq names its product chondroitin sulfate synthase 1 (gene CHSY1). The transcript has 3 exons. Lineage: Eukaryota; Metazoa; Chordata; Lepidosauria; Squamata; Varanidae. The record is from RefSeq and is a predicted model, not a curated record. Gene Ontology annotation, cellular component: Golgi cisterna membrane. Gene Ontology annotation, molecular function: glucuronosyl-N-acetylgalactosaminyl-proteoglycan 4-beta-N-acetylgalactosaminyltransferase activity. The coding region runs from base 137 to 2542 and encodes 801 amino acids.